Molecule: messenger RNA, 1311 nt
Organism: Cladocopium goreaui
Lineage: Eukaryota; Dinophyceae; Suessiales; Symbiodiniaceae
Source: the annotation of a GenBank genome assembly
AUGCUAGAUUGCUGCCUCAGAGAGGAGUCGACCAUCUACAAGGAAAAUCCACCACAGUUUGUCAUUGACGACAAGGAGAUGAAAAGCAGUGAUCCGGUCUCUUCCGAAAAACGAUUAUCUGUGACAAUUAUCACAGAUGUGCCUGAGGUGACGCACAAGCCAAGCAUACCCACCUCCCCCGACGACAUUGCAAUCAUGUCCCGCCAAAGCAGUACGACCUUCAGGCUUGCAGGUGAAGGAAUUUCUCCGAAAUCUCCGAAAUCUCCGAAAUCUCCGAAAUGCCCAAGCGAAAGUUCGGGGGUCUUUCAAUUCUCGCCAAAGAGUAUGCGUUCGGAAGGCAGUUCCAGAAGUAACUUGGAGAAGUUGAAGGUGCCUUGGGAUGUGCGCAGUGGCACUUCUGUCGCGGACUUCGACAACUUGGCUCCGACCAAUGACUACACCAUGGAUGAAGAGCUCGGGGUGGGUGGCUUCGGGACCGUCUACAGGGGCACCAAGAAGACCAAUGGGACAGAGGUGGCCAUCAAAAUCAUCCAGCGAGAACGCUUGCACUCAGAAGACAACUUCAAGGAGGAGCUAAAGGUGGCAAGAAAACUGCAACAUCCCAACAUUGUGUUGCUGCAUGCUUCUUACCAGGACGACAACAACUACUACUUGGUCAUGGAGUUUUGCCCUGGCGGCACUUUGGCGAAGUUUGUUGGCACCAAGACCAUGCAGAAGGACGAUUUGGGUUUGUGGACCGUUGGCUUGGAUGUGGACCUCUUUGCCAAAUAUGCAUGGCAAAUGCUCUCGGGAACUGCCUAUCUUCAUUAUUGCAAAAUCGUGCACAGGGACAUCAAAUUGGAGAACUACAUGCGAGUAGGAGAUGAGGAGGACGCGCAACUAAAGCUAAUUGACAUGGGUCUGGCUUGCAGGCUCAAGAAUAAGAAACGGAUUCAGGAUGUGGUGGGCACAGUGUUGACCAUGGCCCCAGAGGUGCGCAGUAAGGACUAUGACGAGAAGGUGGAUGUGUGGGGCGUGGGCAUGUGCUUGUACAUGUCGGCCGUUUGUAUGGAUCCCUGGUACAACCCCGAUGACUAUGCAGCCAUGGAGGAGGAUCAGAUUUUGUCGGCUUUGGAUGAUCCCGAACUCAAGUUGAACUAUCACGAGAAACGCUGGAAUUUGAAGCCGGAUGAAGUCAGGAACUUGGUGGAGAGUCUUUUGGUGGUGAAUCCAGCACAACGUCCAAGGGCACGGCAAAUUAUGACCAACAACAAGUGGCUCAUUACCAAUGGAAGAGACGCGGGUGGUGGAUGCUGCUGUGCUAUCUCCUGA